UCGCUGCGGUGUGCGGCAGUGUGGCACCGCCAUGGCAGGGGCAGGAGGUCGCAUCUUCAUCCAGAGCGACUGGGCGAGGGCCUUGUGGGAGAAUGAGAGGGAAGCCUGGGUUUCCUGUAAAAUUCCGGGAGCAACCACUUUAUAUGGCUCCAUUAAGUGCCAAGGGCUUGGCAAGGAUGGCAUUCCUGUCGUCACCGCUUCAGAGGGAUUUGACGUAACUGAAGUUACAAAGAAAAGCAUUUUAAUUUCCUGCCCAGAUGGAAAUGCAGCCUCGAAAUUUCUUGUGCCUUAUGCAAUAUUCUCUAGAAUACACACCAAAAGUAUAACCAGCAUGGAUAUAUCUAGUGGUGGUGGACUGGGGGUAUCUUGCAGCACAGAUGGAACAAUGAGAGUCUGGCAGGCCAACACUGGAGAAUUGAGGAGAGAACUGGUUGGCCAUGUGUACGACGUGAAUACUUGUAGAUUUUUUCCAUCUGGCAUUGUCGUUCUAAGUGGAGGAAUGGAUGCUCAGUUAAAGAUCUGGUCCGUUGAAGAUGGAAAUUGUUCUGUAACUUUAAAUGGACACAAAGGAGGUAUUCUCGAUACAGCAAUUGUAGAGCGUGGAAGAAAUAUCAUCUCAAGCUCAAGAGAUGGAACAGCAAGAUUGUGGGACUGCGGCAUGUCCACUUGUCUUGCAGUUUUAGCAGAUUGUGGGACUCCAAUUAAUGGAAUUUCAAUUGGUGAAGCUCAAAACACAUUGAAUUUGGGUUCUCCUCAGCAUCAACCAAGUGAACGUGAAAUAGCGACUGAGGGAAAAUUAUUAUUGCUAGCUCGUGAAGAUAAAAAACUGCAAGGAAUCGGACUGCUUAGCAGGGAACCAAUUUUUAUGUUUGAGGGAUCCGAUGCCUUCAACUGUUGUACUUUCUUUUCAAGUACGUAUGUCCUUGCGGGAACACAAGAUGGUAACAUUUAUCAGCUGGAUGUUCGAAACACACAAACUCCCAUACAGAUUAUCCAUCGAUCGGGGGCUCCUGUGCUUUCGUUGUUGCCCUCUAGAGAGGGCUUUACGGCUAGUCACAGUGAUGGAAGUUGUUAUAUUAUUCAACAGGAUCAGGAUUAUGUCGUUGAUUUUUCAGGGCCUGAUUGUGACCCUAUUUAUAAGGUCAUUGCAAAGGAAAAGUUUGUCUACACAUGCUCCAGGGAUAGCGUUGUUCGGAAGUAUCAACUAUUGAAUUUCUGAAAACUUUAUGCAUUGUUCAUGGGAUCUCACUAAACCUUGCAUUUUCCCUAUAAGUACAGAACAUUAAAAAAAAAUCUGAGUGUAUUCAGAGACUAGAGCAUAAUGUAAUAUCUGUGAAUUGUUGUGUAUCAUUUGCAUCAGCAAACAGAAGAUGAAUUACACACAAUAAAAGGAGCAACUGCUUUGUGAUAAUUA
Amblyraja radiata (thorny skate) is the source of this 1414-nucleotide messenger RNA. Its product is annotated as proteasomal ATPase-associated factor 1. The coding region runs from base 32 to 1219 and encodes 395 amino acids. Lineage: Eukaryota; Metazoa; Chordata; Chondrichthyes; Rajiformes; Rajidae. The transcript is spliced from 12 exons. Gene Ontology annotation, molecular function: protein binding. The record is from RefSeq and is a predicted model, not a curated record.